UCUCAAAAAAGGGGAUUCCCCACAUUCAGCUGAUCAGGAAGUGAUUGAGGUCACCAUGUCUCUUCUUCUGUUUUCCGCACUUUUCCUUGUUUUUGUUGGUGUAAAUCAAUGUGCACCGACAAAAAGAAAUAUGCCUGUUGUUGGGGUUCUCCAGCAAGCAAGCUAUGAUGUUUUAAAGCCUUAUGGAGAUACAUUCUUUCCAAGUUCUUAUGUGAAAUAUUUGCAGUCAGGUGGAGCAAAAGUUGUUCCAGUGAGGGUGAAUGAACCAGAGAGUUACUAUGUGGAUCUCAUGAGCAAAAUCAAUGGUGUAUUGUUCCCUGGCGGUGGUGUGGACAUCCUCACAUCAGGUUAUGCCAAGGCUGCACAGGUCAUCUACCAACUGGCUAAAAAAUACAAUGAUGCGGGAAGCUACUUCCCUCUGUGGGGUACCUGUCUCGGCUUUGAACUGCUCACUGCUCUUCAGACCGGCAAGAACCUGUUGUCAAAAUGUGACGCUGAGGAUUACAUGCUUCCUCUGAAAUUUUCAUCUGGUUGGGCAACCAGCAAACUUUUCACAAAGGCGGACUCCAGUAUCCCACGAAACCUAAUACAGCACAACAUCACAGCGAACUACCAUCAUUGCUGCAUGACUCCUAACACAUUCAAGUCAACACCAGAACUGAGUGGAUUCUUCCGAAUGGUGUCAACAAAUAAAGACAGGAAUGGUUUGGACUUUGUCUCCAUGAUGGAAGCUUUUGAGUAUCCUUUCUACGGGAGCCAGUGGCAUCCAGAGAAGAACUCCUAUGACAUGGGAUACCAGGAUCAUAUUCCACACACCUUUGAGUCGGCCCGUGUGGCGCAGUACUUCGCAAACUUCUUUGUGGAUGAAGCCAGGAAAAGUAACCACGAGUUCCCUUCCAUGGAAGAGGAAGCCAGCACUGUGAUUGAGAACUACCGACCUGUCUUUCUCGGCCAACCUACAUUCCAUAACUAUUAUUUCUUCAACUUCACACAGAAAACUGUGCAAGAUGACUACCUACGUUUCAAAAGUUCCGAGGAGUCCAAUUCACUUUGAUGAGUAUUAUGAGACAUUCAGAUCAAUAGCAGCUGUGAUAUAUCUUUUAAUGAUUGUGACAAGUGCUCAUCACCUGUGAUCUCCAUAUGUUGGGCUGUAUUGUUGCAAAGAUGGCCAGUUUUCAUCUUAAAUCAAAAUAUGUUAAAUCAAAUCUGGCCUCUGAUGAAUGUUUUUAUAUUGAUUUGUACAUGUAAAUUGGGAGUAUGGGUUCUUUUAGUAAUCAGUAAAUUAAUAUGUGUGUUGUUUAAACUCAAAUUUGAAAGUUUUUAAUUGUGUAUUUUACAUGUAUGAUAUAUAUGGACAUGUAAACAUAUAUGUAUAAUACGUAUUUACCCAAGCCUCAAGAAAUUGCAAUGAACACAAUGGCGAAGGCCUGUAAGAACACUGGUUCAAAAUCUCAGGUCGUGUAUAACGAGAGAAAAAAUGCCCGAGUUUCUUCUCCUGAAUAUUGAUGCUGCGCUCUUCUCGGGCAAAUUGGCUAAGCCAUGUUCAACAUGAAUAAAAGAAUAAAAGUAACAGUGCUUUAAUAA
This is a messenger RNA of Lineus longissimus, 1584 nucleotides long. Its product is annotated as gamma-glutamyl hydrolase A-like. Gene Ontology annotation, biological process: tetrahydrofolylpolyglutamate metabolic process. NCBI's taxonomy places the organism in Eukaryota, Metazoa, Nemertea, Pilidiophora, Heteronemertea, Lineidae. Gene Ontology annotation, molecular function: gamma-glutamyl-peptidase activity. Bases 56 to 1054 code for a protein of 332 amino acids. The transcript is spliced from 9 exons. The record is from RefSeq and is a predicted model, not a curated record. Gene Ontology annotation, cellular component: vacuole.